Molecule: messenger RNA, 1573 nt
Organism: Raphanus sativus (radish)
Lineage: Eukaryota; Viridiplantae; Streptophyta; Magnoliopsida; Brassicales; Brassicaceae
Product: cell division control protein 6 homolog B-like
Biological process (GO): DNA replication initiation; mitotic DNA replication checkpoint signaling; cell division
Cellular component (GO): nucleus
Molecular function (GO): DNA replication origin binding; ATP hydrolysis activity
Source: RefSeq, a predicted model, not a curated record
AUGGGCCCAAUCGUAAGCCCAUAUAAAAGUGCCGCGAAGCUGGAGAUUUCAAAACGGCAUGAGAGAACAAAGAGCGCGCCGGGAUGCGAAAACCGAAAUUGCCGUAUUCGUGGCAACGAACGAUGCCUACCAUCGCCGAUCGGAGAAAUCGAAGAGCAUCGAGACUCCUCGGAAGAGAAAGCUGAGAUCGGAGGAAGCCAAUCACUUGUCCAAGGACACAACCCCUACGCCGAAGAAACUGAAAUCUCGUCGACGAAUUGCUGUUCAAAUCUCAGAACGCCAGAAAAGGAAGUUAAGAAAGACUCUAAUGAAAACUUGGCAGUGGAUAACUUAUCCGAUUGUUUAGACUCUGAAUCUAACUGGAACCCUCGAGAUGAGGAGCAAAUGAGAGCUGUGAAAGAGGCAUUGCAUGUAUCUAAAACACCGUCGACAAUUGUUUGCCGUGAAGAUGAACAGAGACGCAUUUUCUAGUUUGUGAAAGGCUGCUUAGAUCAGCAGAAGGCUGGGAGUUUGUACAUUUGCGGCUGUCCUGGGACUGGGAAGUCACUGUCCGUGGAGAAAGUUGUACAACAAGUUGGUGAUUGGUCGAAGCAGGCCGGUUUGCCACCUGUGGACACAUUGUCUGUGAACUGCACUUCACUGACAAAGGCAACAGAUAUAUUCAGCAAGAUAGUUGAAAUAGUAGAGCCCGUGAAGAAAGAUGAUUGCUACUCUUCACCUCUACAACAUCUUCAGAGUUUGUUUUCUCAAAAGCAACAGUCCAGCUCAAGAAUGAUGUUAAUAAUUGCAGAUGAGAUGGAUUUCUUGAUCACAAAAGACCGAGGAGUACUUCAUGAUCUUUUUAUGCUUACAACUUUGCCAUUUUCAACGUGUAUACUUAUAGGUGUAGCUAAUGCAAUAGACCUUGCAGAUCGUUUCCUUCCGAAAUUGAAGUCACUUAAUUGCAAACCUGUGGUUGUAACUUUCCGUGCUUAUUCUAAAGAUCAAAUCCUUAUGAUACUACAAGAGAGGCUAAUGGUUCUUCCAUAUAUUGUUGCAUUCCAAUCAAAAGCCUUGGAGCUCUGUGCAAGGUUGGUUGCGGCUGCGUCAGGUGACAUGAGAAAGGCUUUAUCUGUCUGCAGGAGCGCUCUUGAAAUUUUAGAAACAGAAAUAAGAGGAUCACCUAGCCCAGAAUCACAAGGUCCAACUCCAGAUGAUCCAGUGGUGAGGAUAUAUCAUAUGGCUACUGCAUUAUCUAAGACGUUUAAGUCUCCUGUAGUUGACACUAUUCAGUCUCUUCCUCAACACCAACAAAUCAUAAUAUGUUCUGCUGCAAAGGCUUUUCGAGGGGCCAAAAAGGAUGCAACCGUUGGAGAGCUUAAUAAAUUAUACCUGGAAAUCUGUAAAUCUUGGGUCAUUUCUCCAGCCGGAAUUACAGAGUUCACUAACAUGUGUACGGUGCUAAAUGAUCAGGUAACUACUAUCGCUGCCCUGAGUAUUCUAUGUUGGUAAAAAGCUUGCUGUAUCUGUGUUUGCUGAUAGUUCAUGCAAAGCAGAAAAAGUCAAUUCCUGAUCAAAAAUAUUGGUGGCUUUG